Microthlaspi erraticum is the source of this 1581-nucleotide messenger RNA. The record is from the annotation of a GenBank genome assembly. Lineage: Eukaryota; Viridiplantae; Streptophyta; Magnoliopsida; Brassicales; Brassicaceae.
AUGGGUUCUCUAAUGCAAUCAGAGCCAGAGAUGGAGAAGAAACCAGUAGGGAUUCGAUUCUUGGAACGAAUCAAAGGCUCAAAGCUCUCAUACAAUGCAUACCAAGCGAUAGUCUUGAUCGUCACGUUUCUCGCUUACGCUAGCUAUCACGCUGCAAGAAAAACGACAAGCAUUGUGAAAAGCGCGCUUGAUCCACAAUCUCCAGAUACAGGGCUUAACUCUAACUCCCUCCUCUUGAGAUUCACUUCGUUUCGAUCCUCCUCUGUUGGUGAAGAUGACGGCGGUUGGGCUCCGUUUAACGGACCAAACGGAACGGUUCUGCUCGGUGAGAUCGACGUUGCGUUUCUUGCGGUUUACGCUUUCGGUAUGUACUUCGCUGGACAUUUAGGAGAUAGGAUGAAUCUGAGGAUUUUCUUAACCGUCGGUAUGAUCGGAACCGGAGUGUUUACUUCUCUGUUCGGUGUCGGUUACUGGGCGAAUGUUCACAGCUUUUACUAUUUCUUGAUCAUGCAAAUGCUCGCCGGAUUGUUUCAAUCCUCCGGCUGGCCAUCGGUGGUCGCUGUGGUUGGAAACUGGUUUAACAAGAAGAAGAGAGGUUUGAUCAUGGGGAUAUGGAACGCGCAUACUUCCGUUGGGAACAUCACUGGCUCGUUGAUCGCUGCUGCGAUGUUGAGAUAUGGUUGGGGUUGGUCUUUUGUGGUUCCUGGUGUGGUUAUUGUGUUGGCUGGUCUUGUGAAUUUCGCUUUCUUGCCUGUGAAUCCGGAGAUUGUUGGAGCGGUGAGAGACGAGGAUGUUGAUUCCAGUGAGAAAAUCGGCGACUCUGUGAUUGUUCCGUUGCUAUUGAGUUCGUCGGAUUCCGAAACCGAUGACAAGAAACGAGCUGUUGGAUUCAUCGAGGCGUGGAAGAUUCCUGGAGUUGCACCUUUCGCUCUCUGUUUGUUCUUUGCUAAAUUGGUCGCUUACACUUUCCUCUACUGGCUCCCUUUUUACGUUAGCCACACAGCGAUCGAAGGAGAGUAUUUAUCAGACGAAACAGCUGGGAAUCUUUCGACGAUGUUUGAUGUAGGAGGUGUGGUCGGAGGGAUUAUGGCCGGUUACAUUUCAGACAGAAUUGGAGCAAGAGCGAUAACAGCUGCGAGUUUCAUGUACUGUUCAAUCCCAGCUUUGUUUUUCUACCGGAGCUAUGGACACGUUUCGUUACUAGCCAACGCGUCUCUCAUGUUUGUAACCGGAAUGUUGGUUAAUGGACCUUAUGCAUUGAUCACAACGGCUGUUUCGGCUGAUCUCGGGACGCAUAGCUCGUUGAAAGGAAACUCGAGAGCUUUGGCUACGGUAACGGCUAUUAUAGAUGGGACGGGAUCGGUUGGAGCCGCGGUUGGGCCGUUGCUAACGGGUUAUAUUUCGUCGAGGAGUAGUUGGACCGCGGUUUUCACUAUGUUGAUGGGAGCUGCGUUUGUGGCGGGGCUUUUGUUGACGAGGCUUGUGAUGGCUGAAGUAGCGGCUAAGAUAGCUGAGUCUAGACCAUCGGAAGGAUGUAGAUCUCCGGUGGACCACCACCAGGGUCAAGUGCUAGAAGUGUGA